AAGUAUACGUUAAAAUCAGUUUUGCUACAGGUUGGAAAAGAUGCGUUUGGGCCAACAAAUAUCAACAGCCUCAAGGCCUGUGGUGUUAUGACCGAUUACAUUGACGUUAGCGAAAAAGAAAAGACUGGUUGCGCAACAAUAACUGUCACAAAAGAUGGUUAUAAUUCAAGACUUUUGGUGUUGUUGGCAAGUAGCUAA
This is a messenger RNA of Gongylonema pulchrum, 198 nucleotides long. Lineage: Eukaryota; Metazoa; Nematoda; Chromadorea; Rhabditida; Gongylonematidae. The record is from the annotation of a GenBank genome assembly.